This is a messenger RNA of Toxotes jaculatrix (banded archerfish), 4984 nucleotides long. Its product is annotated as high affinity cationic amino acid transporter 1-like. NCBI's taxonomy places the organism in Eukaryota, Metazoa, Chordata, Actinopteri, Toxotidae. Gene Ontology annotation, cellular component: plasma membrane. The coding region runs from base 328 to 2268 and encodes 646 amino acids. Gene Ontology annotation, biological process: amino acid transport; transmembrane transport. Gene Ontology annotation, molecular function: amino acid transmembrane transporter activity. The record is from RefSeq and is a predicted model, not a curated record. The transcript has 13 exons.
GUUCUCAACAAACCAUCUGUCAGAAAGGUCAGGCCGAUGAAAGCGUUUCAUGCGACUAUUGUCAGGAAUUGAGUCGCGCAAACUGUGGCAGCAGCUGUUUGUGGUUGGCGUCUUCAUAAAGAAGGACUUGUGAAAAUCUGAUGAUGUUCUGGUGAGGUCUGCCUGCCUGCCAGAGUCAGUCAGUCUUGCAUGGGUGGAAUAUGGCUGUCAUCACAGCUGCUCAGAGUGUCUGAGUCCUGAGGCCAUGUGACGUGUCACUGUUCUAUUUGUGAGCUGGACACCUGAAUGGUACAUUAUCUACUAUAGAUCUCUUGCUACACAGCCAGGAUGAUUCUGGCAACGUUAAAAGGCAUCGGGAAGCAGCUCCUGCGAGUGAAGGUUGUGGACUGUAACACGGAGGAGUCCCGCUUGUGUCGAUGCCUCAACACGUUUGACCUGGUGGCCCUGGGUGUUGGCAGCACGCUGGGUGCGGGCGUCUACGUGCUUGCUGGUGCUGUGGCCCGAAACAGCUCUGGACCUGCCAUCGUCCUCUCCUUCCUCAUUGCUGCCCUGGCUUCUGUCCUGGCUGGUCUGUGCUAUGCCGAGUUUGGAGCCCGCGUCCCCAAAACUGGCUCUGCGUACCUCUAUAGCUAUGUGACAGUCGGAGAACUGUGGGCCUUUAUCACAGGCUGGAACCUCAUCCUCUCUUAUGUCAUUGGAACGUCGAGUGUGGCCAGAGCAUGGAGUGCAACCUUUGAUGAGCUGAUUGGAGGGCACAUUGAGGAAUUCUGCAAACGACACAUGACCAUGAACGCCCCGGGUGUCUUGGCAGAAUAUCCAGACAUGUUUGCUGUCUUCAUCAUACUCACUCUGACAGGACUGCUUGUAUUUGGCGUGAAGGAAUCAGCCAUGGUAAAUAAAAUAUUCACCUGCAUCAAUGUACUGGUGCUGCUGUUUGUGAUCAUCUCUGGCUUGGUCAAAGGAAACCUAAAAAACUGGAACUUGAACCCUGAGGAAAUCCUCAAUGCCACGAACAACUCCAGCUUUAAUGCAUCGACUUCCAUGCCAUCAGAAGAAGCUCUUGGUGCAGGUGGUUUUAUGCCUUUUGGCUUUUCUGGAGUCCUCUCUGGUGCUGCCACCUGUUUUUAUGCCUUUGUAGGGUUUGACUGCAUUGCCACUACAGGAGAAGAAGUGAAGAAUCCCCAGAGGGCCAUUCCUAUUGGGAUUGUGGCCUCGCUCCUUAUCUGUUUUGUGGCAUACUUCGGCGUGUCCGCAGCCCUCACUGUGAUGAUGCCUUACUACUUGCUGGACAAGAACAGCCCUCUGCCGGUGGCCUUUAAGUAUGUGGGCUGGGAGGGAGCCACUUAUGCAGUAGCCCUUGGAUCUUUAUGUGCCUUGUCGACCAGUUUACUAGGCUCCAUGUUCCCAAUGCCCAGAGUGAUCUGGGCCAUGGCAGAAGAUGGCCUUCUCUUCAAAAGUUUGGCUAAAAUCAGCCCACGAACCAAAACCCCUCUAACAGCUACCGUAACAUCAGGUGUUGUGGCAGCUGUGAUGGCUUUCCUGUUUGACUUGAAGGACCUGGUUGACCUCAUGUCCAUUGGAACUUUGCUGGCGUAUACUCUGGUUGCUGCCUGUGUGCUGGUCCUCAGGUACCAGCCUGAACAGCCCAGUGUGGCCUAUGAGAUGGCCAACACUCAGGAUGAACCUGAAAUUGCUGAGUCUUAUAACGAGGGGAACAUUGACAUUUUACCACAGCCAGAGGAUCGCUUCACCAUCAAGAAUCUCCUUUUACCUUCAAACACAGAGCCUUCCCCGCUGUCUGGCUUUGCUGUCAACAUUUGCACUAGUAUACUUGGUGUUUUGGUGUGCAUCUUCUGUGUUGUAGCUGUUCAAGGAGGGCAGGCACCCUGGUCAGUGUCUGUCCUCAGUAUCAUCAUGGCGAUCUGUCUGAUUCUCACCAUCAUUGUGUACAGACAGCCACAGAGCAAGGCAAAGCUUGCCUUCAAGGUUCCACUGCUGCCUUUUGUCCCAGUCAUUAGUAUGUUUGUCAAUGUGUACCUGAUGAUGCAGCUCGACAGAGGAACCUGGCUGCGCUUUGCCAUCUGGAUGGUCUUAGGUUUCAUUAUCUACUUUAGCUAUGGCAUUCGAAAUAGUGCGGAGGCCGUGUUGACCAGAUCUGACACCUACACACCAGCCUGCACAAUAAAAGGCGAGCCCAUGACCACAGAGAAGGAAGCCUUCCUACACAACACACAGAAUCCCACCGGAGACGACGACGAAGAUUCCUGAGGAAACGAGAGGUUCGCUAAUCCCCUCUGGUUCUGUGUAUCAAACAAUGACGUGAUAAAUUCUCAGAAAUAGCUGCAAAUCCAAGAGACAUAUGGAGACUUAUAUGCACCCCUUCACUCAGAAUGUUGAUUUGUUGCCUAGUUCCAUCCAAAAAUAUUGCUUGAUGGCUGAAAAGACAAGAAAAAAAGACAUAAUGAAUCUCCAGAUGUCUCAAAACCAAGAUUUUUGUUCAGAAAACUUUUUAUUUUCUGGAUAAAAAGUAAUUUUUGUAUGUUUCACAAUUUGAUAUUUCACUAAAAACAAAUGAAACUGUGGAUAGGCACGUUUUUUCAAGAAAUGUCCAGUAUGUACAGUACAUAUAUACCUUUUUUAAAACUUUAUUUUGGUUCCUUUAGCCACAGUAUAUUAAAAUUAAAAGCCCCGUUCUUUUUUUUUUUUUUUUAAGUUUUUUUUUUUUUUUUGUAAUAACAUAUUAGAAGUUCAGCAUUUGUUACUGCUUUCCUUGCUUGAAAUUACUCAACAUUUAUAUAUGUUGGCCGUUUACAGAAAAGACGUUACGAACUACAAAAGCUGUUUAAUGAAAUGAGGCUCAUCUUUUGUUUUGACAAAUUUGCUUGCAUUUGGCAGAUGUCCUGGUGAGUGUUUGCCACUCGUCUUGCUGCAUUAGUAGGCACAGUGCUGGCUACUGUGUCCAAAUCCCAUGAAAGAUUAUUUUAAAAUCCAUAUCCUUUAUUUCACACUAUUAUUAAUUGCAUUAAUUAAGAAUCAGAAAAUAAUAAUCCCCAAACAACUGGGAAUUUCACUUGAGUGGCUUUUGUGAAGCAUCACAUAGUUCUAUGUUUGCUUCAAAGGUACAGCUUUGUGCAUGCACGCAUUGUUUCUUUGUGUAGAAACAAUGCAUUUUGUUACUGAGGAAAGGUAUAGAAAGCAAAAACCUCUGUGCCUAUUUUAUACAUUACCUCUGUAGCUCUGAGAAACACAGCAGAGUUCUCUAAAAAAAAAUCCACUAGACUAAUUUGUGAAAAGGUUAACGCUACAUGGAUUUGUCUUCUAGCUGAUUUAGGGUUUCCUCACGGCAAACAUUUACCAUAGAUACACCACAACACAAACACCAGUGUUGUCUCCAUCAGGGAAUUGCACUUUUUUAACUAGCCAAAGAAAAAAAAAGCUGCUAAUGUGAACGUUUUUAACAGAUACUUCACAGGAUGUAUUUUAAGUGCCUAUUUCCCAAAUGAAUGUUAAGCCUGUAGAGAUAUAUUUCUUGACAACCAGCUACAGUUGUGAAAUAUAUAUAUACUGUAUUGUCUGUAUAUAAUGUACACUUUGGGUUUUGAAAAGUAUGUAUUUAAUAUAUAUAUAAGAGAAAUUUCGCACGGUGUGCCAUUUUCACUUUUUAGUUUGCAUACAUCUGAAUGGGAUGAAGCACAAUCAGUUGAUGAAACUGAACAUCAGUUUCCGAAGCGACACUCACUCACUUUUUUUUUUUUACUCGCUUUUAUUUUGAAAAACCAAAAACUCAUACUGUGUAUUCAGAAGCAUAUUGCACCAACAGUAACAGUAUACCUCAAGCAGUAAUACAUCUGAAAAUGCCUCUGUCAGUCAGAUGUUUCUUUACUGAUCGUGGAAAUAAGAGCUGAUUGUGAGUGUGUGCAGAUUCCCAGGGCAGCUAAAAUCUGAAUGCAACAUAUCGAGGUUAUGUGUGUUUACUAAAGACUAAAAAUGCAGCAAGGUGAAAAAUCUCUUCACCGAGUCCCGUUUUAAAUGAACACUAUGAUACAUUGCUUUUGUCACUAUUUGUGUUCCACUGAGAGAAACUAUUGAUGUAACCUGAAGCCAAAUUCUGUUAGAUUUAAUUGGAUUAUAUGUUAAAGCAACGUUGCUAUUUAUUGACAGAGUUGCUGUGUAUUUUUCUAAUAAUAGCACUGAAGUUUAAAAUAGUAGAUAGCUUUGUAAAUAAACUUUGUUGCAUUGGGGUAUUGGAUAUUGUCAAAUAAUAUUAAACUUAAGAUAAAAUCACAAGCAUUAUUACCUGAAAUGCUAAUUUCCAACAUUUUGUUUUGGGUUUGUUGAUGUAAAUACAUUUUUGCUUAAACGUUACUUCCCAUAUACAACUUUAACUUGUCUGUCUGUAACCAUAUCACCCAACAGCUUUUAUCUAUAAAAUCUUUUACUGCAAACAUGUAAAAUAGAUAACACUGAUACAAACUGUGCCAACAAUAUUGUAGCUGUUAACAGUAAAAUGAUGUAUUUGUUUGAAAGAACCAAGCAGAGUGAUUGAUGAGGUGAAUGUCAUCUCCCUUUUGAGUUAUUUUAACUUACAUUGAUUGUUUCAUGAUUCAUGUAAACAUUUGCAUGCUGAACUUAAGUAUUUAAAGUAUAAAUAUUAUAGUACUGCUAAGUUAUAAACACUAUCAGAGCAGUGAAGGUCAGCUGUUCAGCAUAUAUUGUCUUCUCCCAUUGGUUGCAGUUUGUAUUGCUCCUCCUGUAAAUAAAUGAAAGUCGAAGCCACAGACUUUGUCUUUGAUUGUUUUGAGACACCAGCAUGUUUCAUAAAUGGUUUUCAUUGUGUAACUGUUUUCUGUAUUAUUCCGUUUUUUCCCCCAUUUUUCAUUGUGUUCAGACAAAUUCUUAUUUAUUAAUGAUGUAAUUAAUUAUUGAUGAAUUCAUGAAAAUAGCCUUGAAAUGUGUUAAAAUAUGGUUUGGACAGACUAAAAAU